UAUUAAAACAACGUUUCGUUUUGUUUCUUACCAAACUUCCCACCAAAAGCACAAACUCCCAAUUACGUCAAAAAAAAAAAAGCACAAACUCCCAAUUGUUGUGUCCUCGAUUCGAGGUGGUCUCUUCUUUCGAUUAACUUCUCUUGUCUGUUAUCCUAAAUCUCCACACAUCUUUGUCUCUCUCUCUCUCUCUCUCUCUCUCUCUGUCUCUCAUCUGCCGCCGGAAACAUCAUCCACAACAAUGGCCACCGAAACCCAAAUCCGAAUCGGAGUUAUGGGUUGCGCCGAUAUCGCUAGAAAAGUCUCUCGCGCGAUCAACCUAGCUCCAAACGCCAAAAUCGUCGCCGUCGCAAGCCGCUCCUUAGAAAAGGCCAAAUCUUUCGCUCUCUCCAAUAACUACCCUGAAUCGACAAAAAUCCACGGCUCUUACGAAUCGAUUCUCGAAGAUCCAGAGGUUGAUGCUCUCUACGUUCCUUUACCCACUAGUCUCCACGUCGAGUGGGCUAUACGCGCCGCCGAGAAAGGGAAACACAUACUUCUGGAGAAACCUGUGGCUAUGAAUGUCGCUGAGUUUGAUAAGAUUGUUGCUGCUUGUGAAGCAAAUGGUGUUCAGAUCAUGGAUGGUACUAUGUGGGUUCAUAACCCUAGAACGGCUAAGCUUAAGGAGUUUCUCUCUGAUUCAGAACGUUUUGGCCAGCUCAAAACAGUACAGAGUUGCUUCUCAUUUGCUGGAGACGAAGACUUCCUCAAAAACGACAUCCGUGUGAAACCAGGCCUUGAUGGGCUUGGUGCUCUCGGAGACGCUGGAUGGUACGCGAUCCGAGCAACACUCUUAGCCAAUAACUUCGAGCUUCCACAAACCGUCACUGCUUUCCCCGGCGCUGUCUUAAACGAGGCAGGAGUGAUCCUCUCAUGUGGAGCAUCUCUAACCUGGGAAGACGGGAGAAACGCAACCAUAUACUGCUCUUUCUUAGCUAAUCUAACAAUGGAGAUAACCGCCAUUGGAACCAAAGGCACGCUUCGUGUUCACGACUUCAUCAUCCCGUUUAAAGAGACCGAGGCAUCGUUCACCACGAGCACUAAAGCUUGGUUCAAUGAGCUCGUGACCGCGUGGGUUAACCCGCCGAGCGAACACACGGUUAAGACAGAGCUUCCACAAGAAGCGUGUAUGGUGAGAGAGUUUGCUCGAUUGGUUGGUGAAAUCAAGAACAAUGGUGCGAAGCCUGAUGGGUUUUGGCCGAGCAUUAGCAGGAAGACACAGCUUGUAGUUGAUGCUGUUAAAGAGUCUGUUGAUAAAAACUAUGAGCAGAUUAGUCUCUCUGGUCGUUGAAGGAAAAGGGGCUCAAAUUAGUAAUUUGAACAUGAUGAGUUCUCUUAUCACCCUCUCUCUCUAUCUCUGCAACUUUGAUCAUCUGUUGUUAUUCGUAUGCUCGGUCUUACGCGUGUUUGUUGGUAUGUUGAUAUUAAAUGUUAUCAUAUCUGUUACGAGUAACAUUAUAAUAUCUGUUACUAGUACAAUUUAAGUUAAAUGUUAUAAUAUCCGUUACUCAUUGUUUACGUGGAUUUUCUUUUUGAUGAACCUUGUCUAAUUUUUGUUUUUGAUUAUAA
Molecule: messenger RNA, 1608 nt
Organism: Thlaspi arvense
Lineage: Eukaryota; Viridiplantae; Streptophyta; Magnoliopsida; Brassicales; Brassicaceae
Source: the annotation of a GenBank genome assembly